CUUAGCCAUUCAUUCCUAUCAUAACCUCAAAACUGAAAUUUGUUUUCAUUCUCACAUUGCGCGGUGUGUACAAAUUGGAAUACACGUGUUUUUAAUUUUCUAAAUAAUAAUUGUCAUGAUAUAGAAAAACAUUAAAAUGAGUAAACUCUAUGUUCUAUACGAGCACAGUGCGGGCUUCGCUCUGUUCCGUGUAACAGAAUUCGAAGAACUGGCUGCAUUUCUACCACAAGUAGAGGAGUCUGUGACGGAUUUACAGCGUUUCAAUUCAGUUGUAACAUUGAUCGCUUUCCAACCAUUCAAAUCUGCAGUUGUUGCUCUGGAAAACAUAAAUGCUGUUUCUGAAGGUAUUGUGCCAGAAGACCUAAAUUUAUUUUUGGAGGGUGCUUUGCCCAAGCGCAAGAAAAGAGGAAAAUGUACUCUAGGGGUAUUAGACCCCAAGUUGGGAGCUGCAAUCAGCGAGGCUAUGGAGAUACCCUGCUCACAUACAGGAGCUGUUCCAGAGAUUUUGAGAGGUAUUCGCUACCACUUCCAUGCACUCAUCAAAGGCCUCACGCUCAAAGCAUGCAGUGUGGCACAACUCGGUUUAGGACACUCAUACUCCCGAGCUCGUGUCAAAUUCAAUGUUCAUCGGGUUGACAACAUGAUCAUACAGAGCAUAGCAUUGCUGGAUCAAUUGGACAAGGAUAUUAAUACAUUUUCAAUGAGGAUCAGAGAAUGGUACUCCUACCAUUUCCCAGAGCUUGUCAGCAUUGUUCCUGAAAACCAUUUAUACACAAAGUGUGCAGAAUACAUCAAAGAUCGCAAAUCAUUAAGCGAAGAAUCUCUUGAGACAUUAACUGAAAUCCUAGGAGAUUCUGAAAAGGCGCAAGCUAUUGUAGAUGCAGCUAAGAUGUCCAUGGGCAUGGAUAUAUCGCCAGUAGACUUGAUUAAUAUACAAAUGUUCGCAGGCAGAGUUGUUGCAUUGAGUAAUUAUAGAAAGCAGAUAUCGGAGUAUCUGCACACCAAGAUGAACAGCGUGGCUCCGAACCUCACUACUCUGGUGGGAGACCAGGUGGGCGCUCGGCUCAUCUCCAAAGCUGGAUCUCUAACCAGCCUUGCCAAGUACCCAGCAUCUACAUUGCAAAUUUUGGGUGCUGAAAAAGCAUUAUUCCGAGCGCUGAAGACCAGAUCUAACACCCCCAAGUAUGGUCUACUGUACCACUCAACCUUUAUCGGCCGCGCCGGCCUCAAGAACAAGGGCCGCAUCAGUCGGUAUCUCGCCAAUAAGUGCUCUAUAGCCUCCAGGAUUGACUGCUUCUCAGAAAACCAAACAACAAUCUUCGGUGAAAAGCUCCGUCAGCAAGUAGAAGAUAGAUUGAAAUUCUACGAAACAGGUGACAUUCCCAAGAAGAAUAUAGAAGUAAUGAAAGAAGCUUUGGAGGAAGCCUCACAAGCAGUACUCGAGGCCUCAGCUAGUGCUAAGAAGAAGAAAAAGAAGAAGAAGAAGGAAGAACAAGAAGCUAUGGACGAGGACUAGCUUCAAUUUUAUUUUAUUAUAUUAAUUUUUUUAUAGUGAUUUGUAAGAUGAUUAUAUGUGCGAAAAAUACAGUAAGUUACAUAAAGAAAGUAUUUUUAAAAUUAGAAUUGGGUAGAUGUGUUUGGCAGCAAAUUUCAUCUCCAAGGUCCUUUAUGUGCGUUCAAAACGUGCUGAUACUAGACACGCUCCUUAUUUGACAUACUGUAUAAAAUAUCUAUACUUAUUGAAAAAAUUUAAAUAAUAAAUGUUCUCUAUAAACAGCA
Galleria mellonella (greater wax moth) is the source of this 1779-nucleotide messenger RNA. RefSeq names its product nucleolar protein 56 (gene Nop56). Gene Ontology annotation, cellular component: box C/D methylation guide snoRNP complex; small-subunit processome. NCBI's taxonomy places the organism in Eukaryota, Metazoa, Arthropoda, Insecta, Lepidoptera, Pyralidae. The transcript has 8 exons. The record is from RefSeq and is a predicted model, not a curated record. The coding region runs from base 137 to 1516 and encodes 459 amino acids. Gene Ontology annotation, molecular function: snoRNA binding.